Molecule: messenger RNA, 2421 nt
Organism: Saccostrea cuccullata (small rock oyster)
Lineage: Eukaryota; Metazoa; Mollusca; Bivalvia; Ostreida; Ostreidae
Product: sodium-coupled monocarboxylate transporter 1-like
Exons: 17
Coding region: 106-2154 (682 amino acids)
Biological process (GO): transmembrane transport; sodium ion transport
Cellular component (GO): membrane
Molecular function (GO): symporter activity
Source: RefSeq, a predicted model, not a curated record
ACGAAUAAGUAUAUAAUAUAUACAGAGUAUGUAAAGUGUGAAAUUAUAUCCUCACUCCUCAACCUCAGCCCAUCUUUUGACCAUUUCAGACGGCAGGCAACAACAAUGCAGAAACAUGACUUUGGAGUCGUUGAUUACAUCGUGUUCGUGGUCACCAUUGUUGUGUCCCUUGGUAUUGGAAUCUAUCAGGCUCUUUCUGGGGGCCGCCAGAAAACCACCUCGGAAUACCUCGUAGGUAACCGUAGAAUGGCCGUUCUUCCUGUGGCAAUUUCUCUACUAGUAUCCUUCGAGUCCAGCAUUAUGAUGCUGGGGACUCCGGCGGAGAUUUACAGAUACGGUAUUCAGUGGAUAUGGGCAAACAUCGGAUUUUUCUGUUCGAAUAUGUUGGCGAUCAAAAUCAUGGUCCCACUGAUCCACCCUUUAAAGAUUACCAGUGCAAACGAGUAUCUAGAGCUCCGAUUUAAAUCACACGCUGUCCGAUUAAUGGCCACAUCUCUUGGAAUGCUAAACUACGUGUUGUAUAUGGGUAUUGUUCUCUACGGACCAGCAUUAGCCCUGGAAGCAGUGACGGGGUUCCCUUUGGCCUAUUCUAUAUUCAUUGUGGCUGUGGCUGCAGUCAUAUACACUUCUAUAGGAGGAAUCAAAGCUGUUAUAUGGACCGAUGUCUUCCAGUUUAUCGUUAUGUUUUCUGGAAUCUUUGCUGUAAUGAUAAAAGGAACAAUUGAUAUAGGAGGAGUAGCCAAAACCUGGCAAAUUGCCAAUGACAAUGGAAGAUUAAACUGGUUCAAUUUUGACCCGGACCCUAGGACUCGGCACACGUUCUGGAACCUCUUUUUCGGAUCUCUUGUCAGAGGGAUGUUCCUUAUCUUCAACCAAUCCUCUGUUCAAAGGAUAUCCUCUACUCCUACACUAUCUGACGCUAAAAAGGUUAUGUAUUACACUGCUCCAGGAUUCCUGGUUACCAUAUUCAUGGCGAUCACAGAGGGAAUCAUAGCGUAUUCCUACUUCCAUGUUCUUCGUUGCGAUCCUCUAGAAUCAAAGACCAUUAAAAAUUCAAAUCAGCUUAUCCCAGCUCUAGUUAUGAGUGUGUUUGGAAACAUACAUGGUAUGCCAGGCCUCUUUAUAGCUUCUCUUUUCAGUGCCUCCUUAAGCACGCUGUCCUCUGGACUGAGUAGUCUGUCUGCCCUGGUGUGGCAGGAUUUUGUUAGACCUCACACAAAGCCAAUGUCAGAAUUCAAAGCUACCGUGAUAGCGAAAGUAUCUGUUGUAGUGUUUGGUAGUUUGGCAAUUGUCGUAGCAUUUCUUGUUUCAAGCAUCGGUGGAACUCUUGUACAGAUCACUGGAACUAUUCUCUCCACUAUAGGGGGACCGUUAACAGGGGUUUUUCUUGUAGGAUGUUUUUGUCCAUGGAUUAAUUCAAAGGGAGCUAUAUUCGGCUGUUUAAGUGGGGUGGCUCUUGUUGGUUGGAUAGCUACAGGAAUGUCAGUAUCAAAAGGAAUUAAAAGAACCCCACCCCUUCCAGCAGCGCCAGUUGACCAAUGUUUUGCUUCCUCUGUCAUCAAUGCUAGCGACUGGAUGACAAAUACGACAUUAGAAACACUGUUCUCAUCCACCGAGAUGUCCACACAAGCUUCAGUUUUUACUCAAACAAAGGAGCCACAAGGAUUGGAUCAGCUGUACUCCCUGUCUUAUACCCUGCUUGGCGUCAUUGGAUUAAUUAACAGCGUCAUAACAGGAACUAUCGUUAGCUUUCUGACAGGAUACACAAAACCGGAGGAAUCGGAUCCACGUUAUUUGAUUUCCCUAACGGACGAACUUUUUCCUUUCCUCCCAGAGAAGAUAAGAAAGCCAUUUCGCCUUGGAUAUAAUUACGAUAGAGCAAAGGUUUAUAAGGAGCAAGUUUUCACCGAAAAAGAUCUCAAACAAGAAAAGAUAAACAAUUUUGCCAAUGUGACAAUAACGGUGAGUUCAGAGAAAGAAAAGAUCAAUGGUGUGGGGGAAAUCAUCAUAGAGGAUCCAAAAUCAGAGACUGCUGAGGAAGAAAUCCCGAGUAGUGCUACGCCUUUAAUAAGUAGUGAGAGAGGUGACAAUGGAAACGAUAUAAAUGAAAUGGAGGAAACCAAUACUAUUCUAACAAAAAAUGGAAGAUUAUAACUCUAAAAGUUUAUUUUUGAAAUAGAGUGUGUUUGCUGAUAUUUUGUAGAAUAUGAUGUAGGAAAAUCACUCGGUUACAAAAGUUGAUUUGAAUUGUUUUGAUUUUGCAAAGAAUGUCAAAUGUUAAUAUCACAUUUCUAAUGUUGAUAUGCUUGACACAAAUAUCUAAGUAUAUAAUACCACAAGGCCUCAAAAUACUGUGAUGAAUACGGAAAAAAAUACUAUCACUGUAUGACUUAGAUCCUAUUAAAAGGGGUUUAAAAAUAA